Aspergillus alliaceus is the source of this 981-nucleotide messenger RNA. RefSeq lists its product as uncharacterized. The transcript has 3 exons. The record is from RefSeq and is a predicted model, not a curated record. NCBI's taxonomy places the organism in Eukaryota, Fungi, Ascomycota, Eurotiomycetes, Eurotiales, Aspergillaceae. Bases 1 to 981 code for a protein of 326 amino acids.
AUGACUCAAGGCAACUUUUCUUCUCACCAUCGACGCAUUCCUUCCGGUUCGUAUGCCCCGAAGCUGAGAACAGCCCGGCCGGCACUACAUCGGAAAGGUACAUCCUUUGUGAAUCACUCCAUCUCGAAACUGGGUGCAGGACACCCCAAGCAUACUGAACCAGACGACGAUUGUCAGCCCGACAUGGCGGCCAGCUUUCUCAAUUUCUGUGCCAUGUGUGAAAGGCAGAUUACCGUACCGGACAAUUCUCGCCUUUAUUGCAGUGAAAGCUGCCGUCGCAAGGACUCCCAUAAACCACUCUCAGCUUCCUUCACAUCGAAUAAUACCAUGCCAUCUUCUACUACUCCACCCGCUUCUCCUCCUUUGUCUCCUCGAACCAUUGUACCACCAAUGACUCCUACCAGAGUUCCUAUCACAUCGACUGUGGCUACCCGGAUACAGAGUGAGUUCCACGACUCCAAGACGGAUCUGGAUCCCUCCGAAUGGAAACCGGUAAUACGCAUGGGUCCCGGCGGUUCAACCUCGAUGGUUUCCUCAGAAGCCUGGCAGUAUCUAUCUCAAUUCCAUAGCGGCUCCGCUCCCGUUCCCAUGCGCCGUUCCAGGGCCGGCCACCGCAGCUCGGCCAGUUUGUCUACGUUUACGGACAGUGCGGGUGCUCCUCCGUCGCUGACUCAUACCCCUUCAACUGCGGCAUCUUCGUUCAGCAGCAAUGCGUCCGAGGGUUACCUGAACGAGGCGGCUCAUCGCCCAUUGCCUCCCCGCCACAAACCCUACUUCUCAGGUAGUGCUAGUGGCACGAAGGGCGUUGAGCUUGUCGUACCUCACAUGCAGGCUUGUGCAGGGCACUCUGCUGUCGAUAUGAAUGGAGCAUCGAUCUUUCCGGCAAGCAGUGGCUUUUGGGGGGACUACAAUGGAAAGUCCCCCGCGACUGUCAGAAUCUCGGGCGCCCUACCCCUACACAACCCGGCGCGUCCGCAGUGA